Tripterygium wilfordii is the source of this 1155-nucleotide messenger RNA. Its product is annotated as prosaposin-like. Lineage: Eukaryota; Viridiplantae; Streptophyta; Magnoliopsida; Celastrales; Celastraceae. The record is from RefSeq and is a predicted model, not a curated record. Gene Ontology annotation, biological process: lipid metabolic process. The transcript has 6 exons. The coding region runs from base 203 to 919 and encodes 238 amino acids.
CAAAGGUCAAUGUUUUCUGGUUCAUUUUUUACUUCGAUUCCUGAGAAAAUAGACCAGAAAACAAAAGUAGAAAGAGAGAUAGGGAACUUGAAAUCCUGUUACGACGUGAUUUGAAUUUGCUUUUGCUGUUUUCAGCGUACUGGUAAAAUUGGCAUUGUGGACUUCUGAUAUAGGAUUGUUGUUGGAUGUAACUUCAGGCAUCAUGGGAAUGAGAGUUGGACUUUUAUUUCUUUUGGUCUUGGGAGUUACUUGGAUUUGUGAUGCUAGAACAGUGGUGACCUUAAAGCCAAAUAAAGUCAUCUAUGAUAUCUCAGGCAAUCAGAAGCAUGAAAAUGGAAUUGGAGCCUUGGAAGUUUCCCGGAAUGACAGAGUGUGCACAUUAUGUGAGGAGUUUACUACUGAGGCGAUUGAUUACCUCUCUGAAAACAAAACCCAGACAGAAGUAUUGGACAUACUGCACAAAGCAUGCUCACGAGUGUCUUCGUACGAGGAACAGUGCUUGAUUUUGGUGGACUAUUACGCUUCUCUGUUCUUCCAACAAAUUUCCUCCACACAGCCAGGAGAUUUCUGUGUGGAGGUCAAUCUUUGUAAGCAAAUUGCAGUUAUUUCUUCUAAACUCCAUGAAGAUACAUGUGGAAUAUGUCAACGUGCUGUAUCAGAAAUGUUGAUCAAGUUGAAAGAUCCUGACGCACAGCUGGAGAUUAUUGAGCAGCUUUUGGAGGCAUGCAACUCCAUGAACAGCUUCGCGAAGAAGUGUAAGAAGAUGGUCUUCGAGUAUGGGCCCAUUAUCCUUGCCAAUGCAGAACAAUUUCUUGAAACUACAGACGUAUGCACCAUCUUGCAUGCCUGCAAAUCAUACACUGAAACUGGGGAACAAUCAUUACAGACGGUAACUGUACCAUCAUUGGCCAAUUCAUAAUCAUGGCAGGAAAGUAAAAAAACUGGGGAAUGGAUCCUGCUCCUUGCCUCCUAUUGUCCUGUAUUCUUCAAUGUCUGAUGCUCAUGUAUGAUAGAAUCAUUAAUCAAAACAUAAAAAGUGAUUUGUGUUCCACACAUGUUAAGAAUAAUGUGAUUGUGCUAUAUUGUUGUAUAAUAUGUUGUAAAAUUUCAGUAUUAUUUCGAAUGCUAUGAUUCCGGUAGUUUCAAGUCAUGUUU